CGUUCUCUUUUCUCAUUCACUCACCCACGAACCUUCCCAUUAACCAAUCUUCUUCUUCUUACAUAAACACCUCUCAUUCCCACCGUUUCCAAAAAGAGAAAGCUUUCACAAAAACACAGAAAAAACACAAACUUGGUCCAAUCUUUUGAGGAAGAAAAGAGAUUUAGUUGAUAAUAUUGUGAAAAUGGGGGAGCUUUUGUGUUGUCUACCAUUGAAUUCACCAAUCUCUUCGUCUCGAUUCAUUGUUGCUUAUCUCAAAAGGUACUUUCUGGGUUCAGAUUCUUAGGGUUCUUCUUAAAAGUCUGUUUUUUUUUUAAUUGGGGUCUGAUACUUUGGAUGUAAUUGCAAAAAAGGAAGAUUUUUUAAUUUCGAUAUGUAUAUUUCUCGGAUGGGUUUGAGUCGGAGUUUCCCGCCGCUGUUUGGGGGAUUUCGGGAAAUUCUAGGGUUAGGGUUGGAUAUUGUGUUUCUCUAGCAGUCUUCCCACUUUUAAAUCUCUUCAUCUCUCUCCUUUCCUGAGAUUGAAAGAGGUUUCUUUUGCGUUCCUGGAUUCGAGGUUUUGGAUCUUAAUCGAUAUGUGGGUUAAUUGGGAGAUCUGGGAUUUGGGAGAUCUUGUGGAGGAUUGAAGAUAAUUGAAGUAAAGCUCAUAGAUUUAAGAAUGGAGAAGAAGUGAAAGGUGAAGUCUUUUUUUUUUUUUUGUGAGAUGAAAGGUUCAAUUCUCACCGUUUUGUCAAUGGAGAAUCAUCAUCCUUCAACGCUUUUAUCAAUGGAUUCUAGUGGUUCAUCUCAUGAAGAACUUGAUCUGGAGAUGAACAAUGGUAAUAGGCAAAUCACACUUUACAAUCCACCAGACAUCAAUCUGCCUUUGUCUGUUGGACGAAGCUCUCCUUCAUGGAACUUGGAUUCUUGUGAUAACAUUUUGGAUGUUGGUCUUAGCUCUCAUGUCUAUGAGACCGAGACGUUUCUCAAUGUGGUUCCGAGUAAAGUAGCUAAGAAAUGCUUGAAACGAGGGGAUAGUAUGUGGGGAGCUUGGUUUUUCUUUAGCUUCUACUUCAAACCGGCGUUGAAUGAGAAAUCGAAUUCUAAGGUCAUUAGGGAAACUAGUAAUGGAGGAGGAGGAUGUUUUACUGGGUUUGAUAAAUCUGAUCUCAAGCUCGAUGUUUUUCUUGUUCAGCAUGAUAUGGAGAACAUGUAUAUGUGGGCUUUUAAGGAUAAACCUGAGAAUGCGCUUGGUAAAAUGCAGUUGAGAAGUUAUAUGAAUGGGCAUUCUCGUCAAGGUGAGCGUCCCUUUCCGUUUAGCGCCGAGAAAGGGUUUGUUCGGUCUCACAGAAUGCAGAGGAAGCAUUACAGGGGACUCUCUAAUCCUCAGUGUCUUCACGGGAUUGAGUUUGUGGCUUCGCCGAGUUUGUUUGGUGUCAGUGAAGAAGAUAAGAAGAGAUGGAUGGAGCUGACGGGUCGGGAUUUGAAGUUCACUAUUCCUCCUGAUGCUAGUGAUUUCGGUUCAUGGAGAAAUCUUCCCAACACAGAUAUCGAGCUAGAGAGACCAGCUCAUGUUACAAAACCGGCACAGAAUAACACCAAGAAGAUUCUCAGCGGCUCGGGCUUACAUUUGACAAGCAAUGCGUCUUUCAGUAGCAAUGGGGACUCGUCAGAUCAAUCUCCAGGAGGAGUUAUCAACAACAAGAAGAGAAAAGAGUUCCUAUCUCCGGGAAGCAGCGAAGAAGAAUGUUGUUUAACUGUUAACAACAUCGAGACCCACCACGCCAAGGACCCGCCCAGUUGGGUAAACGACUUCACUGGAGUGAUGAAGAACAGCUGCGGACCCGUAACUGCAGCAAAAACCGUCUACGAGGACGAAGAAGCUUAUCUAGUCGUAAUUACUCUACCAUUUGUUGAUUUGAACACCGUGAAGGUUUCAUGGAGGAACAAUAUCACAAAUGGAAUCGUGAAGGUCACGGGAAUGAGCACUUCUAGAGUUUCGUUUGUGAAGAGACGGGACCGGACUUUCAAGCUGGUUGAUCAGACGGCUGAGCAUUGUCCUCCAGGGGAAUUCAUGAGGGAGAUACAGUUGCCAAAUCGGAUUCCGGAAGAAGCAAACAUCGAAGCAUAUUUUGAUGGGACUGAACCAGUUUUAGAGAUUGUGGUUCCAAAAUUGAGAGGAGGAGUGGAGGAAGAACACGAGGUUAGAGUUUGUCUACGGUCACACCACCUCGGAUAAAAGAUGCAACCAUGUUUUAAGUGUUUGUAGAAGCAUUUUGUUGUGUACAAUGGGAAAAAUAAGCAAAAGCAGAAGUGCUGUUUUUUAAGUAAUAACUUUUUUCACUUUA
Molecule: messenger RNA, 2324 nt
Organism: Arabidopsis lyrata subsp. lyrata
Lineage: Eukaryota; Viridiplantae; Streptophyta; Magnoliopsida; Brassicales; Brassicaceae
Exons: 1
Coding region: 701-2215 (504 amino acids)
Source: RefSeq, a predicted model, not a curated record